GACAGGGGGAGGAGAGUUUGAUCGCUGCAAUUUUAACUCUCGGCUGCUCUGGUCUGCUGUGUAGGUUCGUGCCCGUAACCCGUUCUUACAAUGACAGAUUUCAAGAUUUCUGUGCGAUUUUGUCAGCGGCGACCAUUUGUGCAUUCAGCAUAGGCAAGAUGAUACUUGUGAACUGAUAAAGUCAUUUUGAGUCUGAGACACUGACUUGUUUUCAAAGGGUUCUUUUUGGUAUCUGCUGUCUGCAAACACCUUUGACAGGUCAACACACAACCCACCUGGAACAAACACCUCAAACGAGCACUAACUGUUCAACUGGAAUGGAGAGGAUGAACAAUCAGGAAUCUUUUCAGCUCAAAGAAAAUGUCACUGCUACAACCCACGACCCAGGAGAAAGUAAUGUGAAACAGGGCAGUCAAGCCAGUAACAUUUCCCCACUUGGCAGAAAUAAUGCAGGAAGUAAAAGAAGUCUAGACUACUACUCCUCACAAGAUCAUGGAAGCAGCUGUGCCAGCUUGAACAACAGUGCACAAGUCCAAGCACAAGAGAAAGUGACUUUGGUUGUAGAUGGCACUAGAUUUGUUGUAAAUCCUCAGAUAUUUACAGCUCAUCCUGAUACUAUGUUAGGACGAAUGUUUGGACCUGGACGAGAAUAUAACUUCACUCGGCCAAAUGAGAAGGGUGAAUAUGAAAUUGCAGACGGAAUUGGCUCCACUGUGUUCCGGACAGUUCUGGAUUAUUACAAAACUGGAAUGAUUCACUGUCCUGAUGGGAUUUCUAUUCCUGAUCUUAGAGAUACCUGCGAUUAUCUUUGCAUCAACUUUGACUUCAACACAAUCAGGUGUCAAGAUUUGAGUGCUUUAUUGCAUGAGCUGUCUAAUGAUGGUGCUCACAAGCAGUUUGAUGGUUACCUGGAAGAGCUGAUUUUGCCUAUAAUGGUGGGCAGUGCCAAGAAAGGAGAACGUGAGUGUCACAUUGUGGUUUUAACGGAGGAAGAUGUAGUGGACUGGGAUGAAGACUACCCACCUCCCAUGGGAGAGGAAUAUUCACAAAUCCUGUAUAGUUCAAAGCUCUACCGAUUCUUCAAGUACAUAGAAAAUCGAGAUGUUGCAAAAACAGUCUUGAAAGAACGAGGCCUGAAAAAUAUUCGAAUUGGCAUUGAAGGUUACCCAACAUGCAAAGAGAAAGUGAAGAGGAGGCCUGGAGGGCGCUCAGAAGUGAUAUAUAAUUAUGUGCAACGGCCAUUCAUUCAGAUGUCUUGGGAAAAGGAAGAAGGGAAGAGCCGCCAUGUCGACUUCCAGUGUGUUAGAAGCAAAUCUCUAACAAACCUUAUGGUGGACGAAGAUGUAGCAGAAGACCAAGAGGUUAUGCCUUACCCUCCCCAGGUGGAUGAACUUGACAGAUUAAAUGCACCACUUCCUCAAAUGGAUCCUAGUGAUCUACCAGAUUAAAAUGGAAAGUAUAGUUUUCACUAAUGGAUUUGGUGAUCUGCCCAAUUAAAGCUUUACGGCUGAGUGUAGCCUAUCAUCAGUCUUCCAACAACUGAAUCUCUUAACAAGUUCUUUUAUACUCUCAGUUGCUGUGCUAGCUAAACGUAGUCUCUCCUCAAGCAAAGCCCUGGCAUUCUUAAAUCCAAAACUGAAAGCUCUCAAGUUUUCAUCUAACCUUGUCAAAGAAUGGAAGUAAAUAUCCUUAUUCAUUGCACUGGAAGACACCCAGUGUACAUGCGUAUGAAGUUCUGUGUUCGUAUUCAAUGUAUGGUGGCUGUUACUUCAGGGGCACCAAUUACAAGGUCAAGCACGGCAAGAAAAGGGACUCUAAUAUUACAGUUGUAAGAUGUUUAUGGAAAAAAAUGACUCAUGGUUUCAAUCCAGGUAAUAUAAAGGGCACACAAGCAGUAGCAUGAGCGGUGUUUGUCAGUUUCCUUUUCAGUACCUCUUGUGCCAACUUCAAGUAUUGCUUUUUAAUCUCAGACGAAAAGGAAACAAAGCUAAACUCUCGUACAUGCAUAGAUGUGAUAUGCACACAUCACCUCUGAGACAUAGCCUUUGUAGAAGAGGAUUUGAGUACCAAGAAGUGGAGACAGCUUAUAUACAAAACUCUUAUUAAAUCUACAGUGCUGUAUCUUAAAUAGCAGGUAACUUUCAAGCAGCCAAAUGCUCCAUAGCUGUGUGUUCAACUCCAGGUAAAAUUAGUUUUAAAUCUUGGUACAUGUUAGACAUGAAUCCCAAGAAGUGGGAAGUUCUUGAUGUGUCAUCAUGCAACCUCUAAAGUCUUUCUUUGCAUGGUGUACUAAUGAUUUUCCCUCUCUUAUGAAGGCUAUAGGGAUUUCUGAAUUCUAGCUUUAGGUGUGAGACAUUUCUCAUCUAUCGCCCCCCCCCUCCCCUCGCAAGUGAGUAAUCCAUGAAGAUCAGUGUAACAAAUGAGUUACCUAAUUUUGCCAAUUUGGAGAUAAUUCUCCAAAGUCUCAGAAACAUGAAUAUCUUUUGGCAAGCAAAAAAUACCAAAGUAUAUUAUUUCAAAGUAAAUAGCUCUGUUAGACCUCCAAUAGCUGAUGUUGGCUUUAUUGCCAAAAUUGAUUGCUGAUUUACACCAUUCUGCUGUAAGCAAACACCAGCCUCCUGUUUCAUAAAUGCAUUUCACAGAAGAGGAACACAGGCGAAGUAUGAUGACGUUCAGAUGAAAUUUGUUCUAACAGUAAAACAUUUGCCAUGUUUAUGUCUCUGGUCAUUCUUUCACAAACUGCAAGUUUUUCAAAAACAUAUGAAAGGAAUAUACCGUUAUACUAAGUGCAAGGGUAAGCCAGAAUUAUUACCCUGAUGUUCCCAGUAGUAAGCAUGUAAAGGAAAUAUGGGACAGAGUCCACAAUUCCUUUUGGAAAAAAAUCCUGCUGAACAUGUCACAGAAGAUGUGUUAAGUACUUAGAGGUUAAUUGCCCACUGCAGGAUGAUUUCCUACCCUCGCCCCACUUUGGCGCAAAAAGUUGUGCUAGAAGUGCUCUCUCUUUCCCCGUAGAAAGUGAGAAGCAUGCACAGGGCAAGAGGAAUCACAUCGGGACAUGAUUUUUUUGCCCCAACAUGGCUCCUCUCAGAGCACCGCAAAGAAGCAGCAUACUGGAACAAGAUUUCUUGACCCAAUGCGUUUGCAGUCCCAUCAUGUGCCUGUAGGUAAUCAGUCACAAGCAACCAUUAAUAUUGAAAGCAGUAUGAGAAAUUAUUACACGUGGAUUUGGUCACUGUUGGAUUCAAAGAUGGAAAUGAUUGAUCAAGAGAUUAGCUGGCAGCUAUCUGUAAUAGAGUUGAAUUCUGUGGAUCUGUUCAACUAAUGGUGGAUUUCUACUUAUGUUGAAGGAGGGCUGCACCAUUAGGAAAACAGAUUCACGAGGUUUAACUUAUAGCACCUGUUCUCAAAUCAUUUAAAUAUUCUCUCCCCCCCAAAAAAAAGUAUGCAAUUUUGAGGGUGUCAGACUUUGAAGAUGACCAACUAACGCAAAUCUAGUGUUUUUGAAGUUUGCCAUGAGAAUUACCAGUGUUGCUUAGGGGCACAUGUUUUACAAAGCUGUUACGUAAGCCAGAGUUAUCCAGUGGUUUCCAUCAGUAAACAGGUAAAGCACAGAAGGGCAGACUGGCAUUCUCAGGGGUUCAUUACAGCCAGUUUGUGGCAACUCCUCCAGACAUGCUCACUGAAUCUUCAGGAAUGUACACUCGCCUUUUACCCUUAUCAUUGUGAACACUAGCAGCCAAAAAUGAAUAACAGCUCUACUGCAAGGUCUAAGAACAAAGAUUUAAAUUCAUAUGACAAUCCAAUAAAUUAACAAGUACCCAUUUUUAAUAGAACUGUACAGCUAGUCUUUGCAGAUGGGAGAUCAAGGGCAGCUUUGCAGGGCUGCUCCUUUUCUGUUUUACCAAUAGCUGGCUGUUCAUAUCAAGAGGAGAUGCUGACGGCUAGGAAGUUAUUCAUGUAUAUGUCACAAUGCUGUGUCAGAACCCGUUUACUUCACUAUUGUUAUCUACCAGCUGUCCCCAGAAAGCCAUAAGCAUGGCAAGUAGCCAUAAUCCUUCCACUAAGGAGCCUCACAGCCAUAGGUACUCAGAGGCACAGUGCCUGUGAACAUGGAUGCUCCUGUUAACCAUCCAGCCAAUAGAAGUUGAUUACACAAAUUCAUGAAAGGCAAACCAUGUCGCUUCAUCAAAACAGUAUGAUUUAUUUACCCAAAGUUACUUGAUAGGUUUGAUUAUAGAGUGAAGUGCACUGGACUUCUGUGUAAAGUGAACAGUUCCCAUCCUGGUGUGAAAGUCCUUUUCCUUUGUUCCCUCUUUCAUUACCUGCAACUCAGGUGCAAAGAUGACAUGUUUGUUUACAAGAUCCUACGUUAUAUAUAGUUUCUGCAUAUGUUAUUUAUAUACUGCUGCAUACCCUUUAUUAAAGUAUUAUUUGUUCAAUUAA
Sphaerodactylus townsendi is the source of this 4443-nucleotide messenger RNA. It is a transcript of the gene KCTD20, whose product is annotated as potassium channel tetramerization domain containing 20. Gene Ontology annotation, molecular function: protein binding. Lineage: Eukaryota; Metazoa; Chordata; Lepidosauria; Squamata; Sphaerodactylidae. Gene Ontology annotation, biological process: positive regulation of phosphorylation. The record is from RefSeq and is a predicted model, not a curated record. Gene Ontology annotation, cellular component: cytoplasm. Bases 318 to 1448 code for a protein of 376 amino acids. The transcript is spliced from 9 exons.